Fraxinus pennsylvanica is the source of this 1695-nucleotide messenger RNA. NCBI's taxonomy places the organism in Eukaryota, Viridiplantae, Streptophyta, Magnoliopsida, Lamiales, Oleaceae. The record is from the annotation of a GenBank genome assembly.
AUGGCAUCGGACUUCAUCUUCUUCAUUCAGUCUGGUUCUCCUCUUCUCUCUAGCUCACCCCGUGCUUCUUCUUUCCCAAGCCACCCUGGCCUUUCACAUAACACGAAUUUGAUAACUCUCUCCUUGCUUCUAAACAGGAAAAAUGGUCGGGUUCUCGAUGCAGCCCUCUCCACCAUCACCCGCACUUCCCUUGGUCCCAACGGUAUGAAUAAGAUGGUCAUCAAUCAUUUGGAUAAGCUCUUUAUCACAAAUGAUGCUGCCACAAUUGUGAAUGAGCUCGAAGUGCAGCAUCCUGCGGCUAAACUUUUAGUUUUUGCUGGGAAAGCUCAGCAAGAGGAAAUUGGAGAUGGUGCUAACUUGACCAUUUCAUUUGCUGGUGAACUUCUCCAAAAUGCUGAGGAGCUAAUCAGGAUGGGUCUUCAUCCCAGUGAGAUUAUUUCUGGGUACACAAAAGCAAUAAAUAAGGCAGUUGAGAUAUUAGAGGACCUAGUGGAGAAAGGAUCUGAAAAUAUGAAUGUAAGAAACAAAGAUGAAGUCAUUUUACGAAUGAGAGCCGCGGUUGCUAGCAAACAGUUUGGACAGGAGGAUAGAUUGUGCUCCCUCAUUGCUGAGGCUUGUAUUCAAGUUUGUCCCAAGAACCCAGCAAACUUCAAUGUGGAUAAUGUUCGAGUUGCAAAGCUAUUGGGUGGAGGUCUGCAUGAUUCUACAGUAGUUAGGGGCAUGGUACUGAAGAAUGACGCUAUUGGGACUAUAAAGAGAAUGGAAAAGGCCAAGGUUGCUGUGUUUGUUGGGGGUGUUGAUACAUCUGCAACUGAAACAAAAGGAACUGUUCUUAUUCAUAAUGCUGAACAGCUUGAGAAUUAUGCUAAGACUGAAGAAGCAAAAGUUGAGGAGCUUAUCAAGGCAGUUGCUGAGUCAGGUGCUAAAGUCAUUGUUAGUGGAGCUGCUGUUGGGGAGAUGGCAUUGCAUUUUUGUGAGCGUUACAAGCUUAUGGUGAUAAAAAUCAGCUCGAAAUUCGAACUGCGGCGGUUUUGCCGCACCACUGGCGCUGUUGCUCUUUUAAAGCUCAGUCAACCCAACUCAGAUGACCUCGGAUAUGUUGAUUCUAUUUUGGUGGAGGAAAUAGGCGGGAUUAGGGUUACAAUUGUAAAAAAUGAACAAGGUGGAAAUUCUGUUUCCACUAUUGUUCUGCGAGGAAGCACUGACAGUAUACUGGAUGAUCUUGAAAGGGCAGUAGAUGAUGGCGUGAAUACAUACAAGGCUAUGUGCAGGGACAGUAGGACAAUACCUGGGGCUGCGGCUACUGAAAUUGAAUUAGCCAGAAGGCUCAAGGAAUUUUCUUUCAAAGAGACUGGACUAGAUCAGUAUGCAAUUGCUAAAUUUGGUGAAAGUUUUGAAAUGGUACCUAAAACCUUGGCUGAGAAUGCCGGGCUUAAUGCAAUGGAGAUCAUAUCAUCUUUAUAUGCUGAAAAUGCAUCUGGAAACACCAAAGUGGGCAUCGAUUUGGAGGAAGGUGUAUGCAAGGAUGUGUCUAAAAUGAAUGUAUGGGAUCUCUACAUAACCAAGUAUUUUGCUCUCAAGUACGCAACUCAUGCGGCCAGUACUGUGCUACGAGUAGACCAGAUUAUAAUGGCAAAACCCGCUGGUGGUCCAAGGAGAGAUCCACCAGCUGGUGCAGGGAUGGAUGAGGAUUAA